AUGAGUAGCACUAUAAUCGUGAAUGAAGAUUUUGAUUUUACUGGUAUAUUUCCAAGAUGUAGAAAGGAAUAUAACAGUAUCACUAAUGAUGUUGACAGUACUAUUAAGAGAGUGUGUAGUGAUAUUAAAAAGGAAAAUAAUAUAUGGGAUGUGGUUUUUUAUAGUUCAUGUCUUAAUUUUGUUAAAUAUUUAAAUCUUAUAAAAGGUAAAUCAGAUAAAAUUGAUAUAACAGCAAGUUGCAAAUAUUUAAACUACAAACUAAAAGAAAAUUUGAAAGACAAAAAUCAUUUUAAUGAUGAAAGAGAAUACUACAAUAAAAUUAUUAGCUCUUGUAACAAAAAUAGCAUAGAUGGAUUUGAUAAAUGUGAGAACAAUAUUGUAAGACUAGAUGAAGCAACAUAUAAAAUAUUAAAUGAUAUGAAUGAGCUAUAUAUUUAUAUAGAUAGCAUUAAACAACAUAGAGGUGAAUCUACUCUUGCUGUUGCACUUUUAAAUAUAUAUAAGUCCCUCUCAGAAAUAUGUAAAAAUAAUAAUAAUAUAUCAUUUCAGAAAAUGCUUGAAAUUUUUGAGGCAGAAAAUACUGAAUAUUUGAAUGGCAUACCAGCUUGUACUAAAAUUACUAAAAUUUUAUAUUCUUCCAAUAAAAGAAGAAUAAAAACUUUUAUUUUGUCUACACUUAUUGCAACAUCUUUAAUAUUGAUAAUAACAUUCAUUAUUUAUAAGUGUCCUAUAAAUAAACAUAACCUAAUGAAACUUAAUUAUCAGUAUACCUCUUGUUUUUCGUAUUUACAACAAAGGACAAGGAAGAUAAUAAAUAUAUGGAAUAAAAAAUAUAAAGAGCAUACCAAUGUUAUGAAUAUACAUGAAGGGGAAUAUAAAAAUGAUGCAGAUGAAAUAUAUUGUAUAUCAUAUAGUUCCUUAGACUACGGAUAA
Plasmodium gonderi is the source of this 933-nucleotide messenger RNA. Its product is annotated as variable surface protein. The transcript is spliced from 3 exons. Bases 1 to 933 code for a protein of 310 amino acids. The record is from RefSeq and is a predicted model, not a curated record. Lineage: Eukaryota; Apicomplexa; Aconoidasida; Haemosporida; Plasmodiidae.